Molecule: messenger RNA, 3302 nt
Organism: Biomphalaria glabrata
Lineage: Eukaryota; Metazoa; Mollusca; Gastropoda; Planorbidae
Product: nuclear receptor coactivator 6-like
Exons: 7
Coding region: 434-724 (96 amino acids)
Source: RefSeq, a predicted model, not a curated record
CGUGUUAUGGUGAAACUAAUUAGCAAGCUAGUUUUCAAACAAAAAAUUAAAUAAAAAACAAUACAGUCGCCCACUUCGUUGAGACGGACGAAUGUAGUCAAACUAAAUUUCCAUAGUUUGGACCAAUAAAAUUAUCUGAACACUUGUAAUCACGAACUGCUAUUUGUCAAACACCUAGCAGACAACAAUACUAUCUAUAAGUCAUAUUAAGUAUGCUCUAGCUUGUUUUUUAGACGUACUAAAUGCUUUUCUAAAGUUUUCCGAAAUUUACGUUGCCUGCUACAGACAUUUGACUAUUCACCAUCGGUCACUGUUAUAAUGGAGAUUCAUUAGAGAGAAUAGUUUUUUAUAAUUCUCUAAUAAUGUGGCCGGCCUGUAACAGUAGCUCCCUCUGACAGAUUACGUCACAGAACUAGCCAGAAAUUUAAGCAUCAUGUCUGACGUUCCUCCACAACAGCCCCCUCCAGCCUAUGCCCCUCCUCCACCUCAAUAUCCAGUUUAUCCCCCAGGCUAUUACCCACCACCCCAGCCUCAAAUAAUAAUGAUGCCACAACAACAACAGCAGCAGCAACAGCAGCAGAGCGUCAAUGUCACAGUGAAUUCAGGCAAUGACGUUGUAGUUGUCAAACGAGGUGUCAACCAUUGUCUCCAUUGUAUAAUAACUAUCUUCUUCUGGCCGUGGAUAUUUGUCUGGAUUGCACUGUGUAUAUGUGAUGGCUUCUAGCUGAAGAGUUGCUCUAGACAACCCACAGACCUUAUGAAUCAAUGAACAGAGACAACGGACCAACUUUGACAUUUGACCUGAUUUAUUUGUUUACAUUCGUGCCUUACCCAUUUGUCUUUUCUUUCCUCCCUUCUAAUUCGUUACCACACAAUGCACAAUCAAGAGUUAAGAGAACAGACUAAGCUAUGGCUAACAGAGACUUUAUAUACAAACAUAGCACUUUCUACCUAUAUGAAUGAUUCUUGUUAGCAUCUGCAGUGUAUUCUAAUUUUAAAAAAAAUCAGCGCACGGCAGAACUCAAAUUUAGAACUUUCACAAUGUUGAUCACUUCACUUUUUUCAAUGAUAAAAGUUAGAUAACCCUAUUAAUAUUUAUCAAAUAUUGUGAUUAGAACUAAAUAACUACCAGCAUUACCCACCGGCUGUGGCGUUGAUUCGUUCACAGGCUAUAUAUAUAUAUUAGGGAUGAUUCUGGUAGUAGCUCCGGCUCUGGCCGAAUAUCCGGCCAUUUUUCAUAUCCAUCCAUAUUCGGCUCCAAAUGUAUAGCCAUUAUUUCUAUUAAAAGCUCAAUGUCAUGGUCCACUUUGUAUUGUUGUUAACGCUAUUGCUCUCCCUUUCAUUAUUCUACCACUCUAUGGCCAAACUUUGAUACAGAUGGGAAAACUCUCUUAACUCACAAAUCUCCAGGCUUUAGAGGAAGGAUACAGUCCGUUUGCUCUGUUUCUUACAGAAUUACAUUUCUAUGUUCAUCUAAAUCAUCUGUGAUAUAAAACUGUGCAUUUUAUAAUACAAUUUUAAUGUAUAUUUAUUAUUAUUACUGUUUGAAAUUCCGUCCCAAAAAAAAAAAGGAAUGUAAAUUCUAUAAGUUAAUUAUUAUUUUGAUAUUGUAAUUUUGUAAUCGCUGAUUACAUUCACAUUAUUUUUUUUUUUCACUUUGUUAUGACCCAUUCUGUUAACACAUACUUUUGGUUUUAUCAUUAUUAUUUAUUAUUAUUAUGCUGGAAACGAAUGAAUAUUCAUUCUCUGACUUCUGCCAGGGUCGAGUUUUGUUACAGAGAAACAAAAUUCAUCGUAAUCCCUUUAUCAGUGUCCAAUAAGUAAUUUUCUGGUGAUGUUGCAGGUCUGCAGCAGUACCGCCCUCUGACAGGGAGCAUCUUCUUAUGAAUGUUAAGGGCCUUAAAGGUUUCUGUGAGGUCAGUUGUCUUUAUCCCUUUGGUUCCCAUAUUGUUUUUCCAUUUCAGUUUUUCUUAGAGUAUGAGACAGUGUUACGGCGAUGUCAAUAAUGGUAGCGUUUUUUAUUUGACCAAUAAACCCUAGAUCAGGGGCGAUUACCGUUUUGUCAGUCGAAAUAGGCUUAUCCCAGUCUUAUUAUUAUUGCUAUGUUUUAAAAUUAUUUUCUACAAAUUUUUUAUUAGAUUUCAUGGACUGUUGAGACUGAAUUUCAAAUGAAACAAUACCCCAAUAUAAACCCAGAUUACCCAUUAUAAUAGACUGAAUGGCUCCAACCAGCACUAUGUGAGGAUAUAUUAUAUUCAAAUAUUAAGAACACAGUUUAUGGAUUUAUUUCCAUAUCAAAGAUUCUUGGCAAUCAAUUUCUUUUUGUCAAAAUAUGUAUCUUUUGUUAGAAAUAGUUCCGCAUUGCCUUUUUUUUAAAAAGCACUACGUUAAGUUUUAUCUUGUUGGUAAUUUGCUCUAAUAGUAUCGAUAAAUUCUAGCAGUAUACUGUAAAUUAUAGCGAAUGACUUGUAAUUCUUACUGUAAACAUUAAGGUAGGGGAAGUAAUCCAACAUAACAGAGCAAUAUACUAGUCAAAACAUUUGUAAUCAAACUUCAAAAACCCACAUCAAAAUCAAGGCAAUACGCAUCAACGCUUGAGAUUUCCUAAAAUCAGAGAUGCAUCGAACGGAACGUGGUUUAAUAAAUAUUCUUACUGUCAUCCCAUCACACAAGAACUGUCUUCCAACAUAGAGUGAUGCAAGUGAACACAUCUAGUUGGACAAAACAUCGGAACACAAGCAUUGGAAAAGAAGGAAACUUUGUCUAAGGAACAGUGAUUCAAUGAACUAGAAAGUAAAUAAACUUAAUUGAUUUCUAUCUAGAGACACAGUCUUCUCAGCGUAACAAUUAUUCUUGUAGAGUCCACAGUGAAAGAGGAUGCAAACCAAAGUACUGUAGAGCUGAUCGUUUCUAGUGACACUUUUACAAUUCUAUUCUAAUUUUUUUCAGCAGUUAAUCGUUUGACAUUUUAUUCUAUUUCAACAUUUAUUCAUGCUAGAUAAUUAUCAGUAAAGGUAAAUAUCUCAAUUACUGCCUCAUCCUUUGACACUGUUCAAUACAUGAUAGACCUAGAGAUAUGUGAUAUGUCUCUACAUACCAAACAUUGACACACCAGAGCUGAUGAAAUCACUCUCUAAAAUAAAUAGUGUUGUAGUUUUGUUUAAGUCUUUUAGAGGAAGACUCUAUUUUUCUACUUAGUUUUGUUUAGAAUUAUAAUUUGCAUCUGCCAAAUGUUAUCAAAUUUGCUGUGAUAUUUAUGUGAUAGUUGUGCUCACUUUUAAAAAUAAAAUUCCGUCCACAAA